UCUCUCUCUAACAUUUUAAGUAAACAAUGUAUUCCUUGAUCAAGAAAAUAAGACAACAAUUUUGUCUCUCUCUCUCUCUAACAAUAUAAGUAAAUCAAGCAAUCCUUGUGAUCAAGAAAGAUACAACAAUUUCUCUCUCUCUCUCUCUCUCUCUCUCUCUCUCAUAGGAUACCUAACACCCCAUGCCUUUUGCCUUGGACACUUAAUAUUUGCUUCUCCCCCUCAAAGAAACCACCCUAUCUCAAACCUCUUCUCAAAGCAGCACAUAUUGCAUGAAAAAAAGCUCCUCAAAACCCUUUCUCUCUCCAUCACCAAAUAAUUAAACACCCUACGUCUUCAACCCAAAAAAAAAGCAUGAGCCACCAAAGGCUUAACCACUCCUUUGAAAGUGUACCCUUCUCAUGGGAGAACCAACCAGGCAUGUCCAAAGUCUCCCCUCACAUGGACAAUAGCCCAACAAAGCUCCCGCCCCCGUCCCCGCCGCCGAUCGCCUCCCGCGGGCCGAAACUCUACGUCCCGCUCCCGCCGUGCCGGAUUCAGGCUCCGAAGACGAUCCUACUGACGAAAAAAGGCGACACGAUAGGGGAGGAUCCAUUUCUUGCAGCUUACAUAGAGUGCACAAAGAGUGUGAGGAAGCCAUUAGAUAAGGUGAGUGUUAACGAGAGGAGAAGGAGAGAAAACAGGUGGUCCGGAGUCCGGAAACUCGGGCUCGGGCUUUCGCUUUCGUGUAAGAGGGAUAGUGGGGUGAGAGAGGAUAAUUUGGUGAGGAUGAGCCAACUCCCUGAGGUUGAUUCAAGUGGCUUUGAGGAUUAAAAUGAGAGGAUUAGGUUUUAGGAUAAGUAAAUAUGUAAUUUGUUUACAUUUAUGUCAAGUUUGUGCUUAACUUUGUUAUUUGUAAACAAAUAGAAUGAGGGUCAUUAGGGUUUUACUAUUCCAAAAGAGGAUCAAAUUAUUAACACCAAAUAAGACUCAAUCAAGUGUAUUUGAUUUGUUGCAUUA
This is a messenger RNA of Ananas comosus (pineapple), 999 nucleotides long. RefSeq lists its product as uncharacterized. Bases 355 to 813 code for a protein of 152 amino acids. The record is from RefSeq and is a predicted model, not a curated record. Lineage: Eukaryota; Viridiplantae; Streptophyta; Magnoliopsida; Poales; Bromeliaceae. The transcript has a single exon.